GCAGCGUGGGAAUCGCGGAACAGCUGACUAACGUAAACAAACUGAAUUCAUUCAGUUUGUUUACUCGCUCGGGGAAGAACCAGUGCUCAGCGUAUGAAUGCAGAAUGCUUUGUAACUUCAGUAGAUUGAAACCGGUGUCAUGCAGGGCUUUGUGGUUUCAGCAAAAAGGACUUGGAAGGUUAAUCUCUAGUCCUACACUGUACAAACACCACCAGCAGAUAUGCUAUAAACAUGAAAUUGCUGGAAAGUUUUUAGUAUCAGACAAUGGGAAGAAUUAUAGAAGAGGAAGAGAACAGCAUGAUUCUAGAUUUAGACACAAUAAUAUGGUGAACCUACUAGCAAGUCUAGUAGGAACGGCCACAGUUAUCAGUAUAGGAACUGCACUUUGUGAGAGUCAAGAGGAAAAGAAAGACAUAUUGCCGAAUGAUGACAAGCACCACCCACAAGGAAAAGAUGUUGUAGCCACAGAACUUCCGGAGAAAAGUGAAGACACGAGCGAAGAGCAGAGGCCGAAGGGAAAUGACGAAGAGCAGAACAUUCAAGCAACUAGUGAUGAAGUGCAAGGUGACAGAAAGAGCAGAAUUGAGGAAGCUGUAAAGCAGUCCCGGAAACUCUUGAAAAGACGCAUGAUUGAGGCAGGAGCACCAGGGCUAACAGUUGCUGUAUCUGUCAACGGGGAAACAUUUUGGGAAGAUGGUCUCGGGUUCGCGGAUUUGGAAAACAACGUCCGCUGUACCCCAAGGACUGUGAUGCGCAUAGCCAGUAUCAGCAAGUCGCUCACAAUGACUGCAGUGGCCAAGCUGUGGGAGGAAGGGAAGCUCGACCUCGAUGCUCCCGUGCAGAAAUACAUACCUGGUUUCCCCAUUAAGAAAUUUGAGGGCGAGGAGGUAACGAUAACAACACGACACCUCCUGAGCCACCAGUCGGGGAUUCGCCACUACGCCCUCAAGGACCCUAACAAGAAGGAGAAGAAGGAAAAGAACGACAGCACAGGGGGCAAGAAGGGGGUGGAGUCGAAGGGUGAGGGGGAGAGUGGGGAAACAAAGAAGAAAGAUGAAGAAGUUGGAGAGAAAAAGGGGAAGACCAAGCAGGCCAAGGACGACAGUGGGGAAAAGGCACUGGCAGAAAAGGCACCAUCAAAAGUGCAAGGGAAGGAAAGCAACGAAAGCAGCGAGAGUUCGCAAUCUGUCGUGGAGACAAAGAAAGCAGAGCUUGAGAAACUCUUGAAAGGCAAAGCAAACAAGAAGAGAAAGAGCAAGAAAAAGGAAGAGGAGGAAAAUGAGUUUGACUUGCAGGAGUAUUACAUUAAGGAGAAAUUUGAGUCCAUUGAGGAGGCGCUCAAACUGUUUCAAGACGAUGAGCUAUUCUUUAAGCCAGGCACUGGUUACCUCUACACGACCCACGGUUGGACGGUUGUUAGUGGCGUGGUCGAAGGCGCAGCAGGCAAGCCAUUCACCAAAGUCAUCGCACAGUUGUUUCACGAACUGGGAUUAGAGAACACCUACCUGGAUGUCUAUACUCCUAUCAUCUACAAUAGAUCCAAAUUCUACACACGGGAUAAGCACGGAAGGCUGCAAAACGCUCCUUACGUUGACAACUCGUACAAGUGGGCUGGGGGCGGCUUUCUCUCCACUGUACAAGACCUCAACAAAUUCGGGAAUGCAAUGCUGUAUUCAAGUCAACACCAGAGUGAGGAAGGACUGCCUGGUUACCUAAAGUGGAAAACAAUGAAGGAACUCUGGACCCCAGUAUCAGGCCCUAAUCCUUCCAGUGGGUAUGGGCUCGGCUGGGGUGCUGUCGAGGACAGUAUCAAGUGUGCGUUUUGCCAUGAGAGCAGGCAGUGUGCAUCUCACUCUGGGGGCGCUAUAGGUGCUAGCAGUAUCCUUCUCAUACUGCCUCAAUCUGGGGUGCUGAAGGAGGACGGAGAGGGGAAACUCCCUAAGGGUGUCGUGGUGUCGGUGAUAUGCAACAUGCAGAGUGUUGCCCUCAGGAAAGUGGCGUUGGAGAUUGCCAAGAUUUUUGAGAAAGUUUGAUGUGUGCUGGUGUCUAUUUAUACCCUUUUUCUUUCUUUUUAUUUUUUGUAAUGUUUUUAUGAUAAUAUAUUUUGUAUGUUGCUCUUCCCUUUUAAUGAUUUAGGCCUUAGAUUGAUGUAGGGGAUAGGAGUUUAUUUUGUUUUAAGCUUAUAUAUUCUGAUGUAUACACACAAAAAUAUAUAUCUUUUCUAACAACAAAAUCCAGGGUGAACUAAGGAAUACGAGAACAGGUUGUAGUUACUUAUAUUUAUGAAAGGAAUAGAAGUAAAAAAGAGAAAAAAAAUCAUUUCCACUGUGAAAGGAACAGCGAAUGAUAAAAGCAGUAAUAAUUCUUUGCGAAAUGAAAUUACUUCCAGCUGUAAACAUCGGUCUUCUUGUCUACUUAUCUUUCCCAUUCUUGCUGAUUCGCUUUCUCUCUUUCUCUCUCUCUCUCUCUCUCUCUCUCUCUCUCUCUCUCUCUCUCUCUCUCUCUCUCUCUCUCUCUCUCU
Penaeus chinensis is the source of this 2521-nucleotide messenger RNA. Its product is annotated as serine beta-lactamase-like protein LACTB, mitochondrial. The coding region runs from base 105 to 2033 and encodes 642 amino acids. The transcript has 8 exons. Lineage: Eukaryota; Metazoa; Arthropoda; Malacostraca; Decapoda; Penaeidae. The record is from RefSeq and is a predicted model, not a curated record.